UUGCAGUUAGCAUCUUAUGUCAAUACUUGAGUUAUUUAUCUUGUAUCGCGUCUGUAACCGCAUAAGUUUAUUGGUUCCAUGCCUAAGUUCCAUACAACAACAAAAAACAAUACUACGUCACUACACAACAAUAAUACACGGAACCAUAUCACAAUCAGUAAAACCAUUCUGCUAUCAGUCACCAGUGCCUGAGCCCUGACGUGCUUCAUUAGUGUAUUACGUAUUCGUAAAUCCUACUUAUCUUUUUACUAUUGAAUCGAAAAAAGGAAAGCCACUCUUUGUCAAAUUGCCGACAUAAAAUAAGUCGACGCCCUGACAUCUGCAAAAAAAAGGGGGACAUGAGCGUAAUAGCUUGCGUUUUUUUUCGUCUUCCGCAGUUUGACAAGUUGAUCAAAAGACUGAUAACGGAGUGUCAAUAAAGGAACUUUCAUAAUAAGUACGGCAAGAGGAUGUCGGAGUACGGCAGACUUCUCUCUCACCUCGAUGAUACCAUAUCGACUGAGGAGGAUUUGCCAGGUUCGUCCCUUAGUUUCAGCAUCGGAGAUAAUUCUGUGCAUGUGAAAGAAAAACCUAAGCCAAUGCUCGAGCCACCCAAAGAACCAGAUCCACCCCCAGUUGCUCAGAAGAAAGACCAGUGGUGGCUGAAGAAGCCAGCUCCACUAGUAGAUAAAGACAGUAAUAAAAAAGAGGUGUUAAAAAAGGACAAAUCACCAGUGCUGACUUGUAGUGCUACUUCUUCCAUGCAAGAAUUUUUAGAUAAAGAGAAAAUGUGCAAGAAUGCAGAAGAGAAAGACAAACAUGAUAAAUUACAAGAUUUACUAUCUGCAGUAGCAUCCGACAAGUAUCAUUCGGAAUCAGGAAAUGCCACUGAUGAUGAAAUAGGAAGUAUUUUAGAAGAAAUGAGUAAGAUAGCUGGAGCCAUGAGCCCAAUAGCAGAAAAUAUUAAAUCUAAGACUAUUAACGAAAUUUUAUCAGAUGAACAGUCUGUAGAAGAGCUGAUACAAGAAGCUGAGAAAUUAGUGCAACAGAAUAACAAUGAAGUUCUUGAAAAAGUGCUCACAACUACAACUGUUGACAUUUCUGACGACGUUUCCUUAGAGGGCUUGACUAAGGUCAAAGAAUUCGAAGCAAAUAUAUUUCAAAUGAUAGAUCGGCAGGUGAAUGAAAAAAUAAGUGAAACACCCGAGAAAAAAACAAGUGCCAAUCUUUUCGUUCCAGUAGCAGCCAAAAAAUUAGAUUCCCCACAGAAAAAAUUUGACGACCAAAUAGUCGAGGUAUCCAGUAAUUCUGACGUGGACGAGCCUAUAGAAAAACAUUCUAUUUCAGAAAAUAUUAACGAUGAAAAAAAAGCAAAGGAGGGGAAAGAAAAUUUGAAAAAAGAGAUCACUGACGUUGACAAAGACUUUUUUGAUGACUUGAUUAAGAAAACGAAAGAGAGCGUUGAACAGCUGUCUUCCCGCAGUUCGAGUAUUGCAGAUCAAGAAGAUUUUACUAAUUUUCUGAAGCUUUUACAAGAGCAAAGUGACAAAGAACCCAAAAGAGAAUUGACCAAAACCACGUCGUUAAAUUUAAUCGUGGAUCAAUUCGACCCGCUAAAAGAGAGUCCAGAAAAAAAAGAAAAUCAAGAAAAGGAACUUAGAACCGAUGUUAGGGUUUUAUCACUUGAUUUAGGUGAAUGUAUGCGACGAACGCCGAGCAGGAAUUCCAGUAGAGCCUCUUCCAAGAGGAACAGCGUGAGUUCCAGAAGUUGUGCCAUCGAAGCUAAAAAAGUCGUGAGUGACAAUACUGAGCUGUACACGGUCAGUCUCACCCCGAGACUGGAGCUCUUUGCUGAUGCCAUUCCAAAACUAUUGGCCGAAAAAUCUAACGAGGAAAAGAGAGAAAUGGAAAAAUCAAAGAGUGAAAACGAGGCUAGUCCAAAAUCGGGCGAUAACGAGGACUUUAGUUUUAAGAAUCUAAAAUCUCUCAAGCAAUCGGUGGAACACGGGGAAGUCCUUCAAGAGAAAAAAACUGUCAUAAAUGUAAGGGAUUAUCAAGAAAGUGUAGAUUUUGAUAAUUCAGAGGACGCGAAUGACUUUAACUCCCUGCGGUUCAACACGACUUACACGGAAACCAAAAAAAGCAGCGAUCAUCUUAAAACCGAACGAGUUAUCAGUGCUCCAGAAAAUCGUUAUGUAAGGGGCCAAGCCACCAUUGGAAAAUCCCGAAGUUAUGAUCAGCUUUCGAAGAAUUUGAGUAAAACCGUGGAAACGAAAAAACCAGCGCCUUUUAUACCGCAGAGGAAACCUCUCGUACCAAAGCCAAAAGUCCAACCGAAAACUACUAUCAAGCCAAUACCCAAAACGAGACCAACCACCUCGAAAAUGAGAAAGGAACCCUUAAAGCCUUACCAAACCGAUUUUUCCUUUAAUGUCAGAGGAAAUCAAAUAAAGUACGAAGAAACACCGAAAGUCUCUUUUGGUGGGGGAGAUUGGAAAGGUCUGAGUGGUGUGGACAUGUUGGAGAUGCUAUACCAAGAAGAGAGAGAGAGAUUUUUGCAUAUGAAAUCGGAACUAGAUGCCGAAAUAGAAACUUACAAGUGCAAACUGAGAGACGUACAGAUGUUACACGAACAGGAAAUGUUUUCCCUCAAAAAACAAAACAUCCUACUCAAAGCGAAAUUAGAUGAGCUGACGCAGAUGAACAAAAAGGCAGUAGAAGCAAAAUCGAAAUACGAUCCGAAAAUCAUGACCAUGCAAAAGGAGUUGGAAAAGCAGGAAAACUUUAUAAUAGCUUAUGAAUCGGAAAAUAAGAAACUGGUGCUGGAAAUAAAACGAUUACAAGGCGAAUUGAAGUCGGCAGAACAACAGAAGCCGAAAAUAAUUGUCGCCAAUAGUACCAACAAGCAAGAAGUGCAAGAGAAAUGGAAAGAUUUACAAGAAGAGAACGUUAAGUACAAUAUCGAAGUGUCGGACUUGAGACAGAAAAACAGCGAACUCUCACUCAAGUGCGAGGACGCGACGCAACAGAACUUGCUUCUACAAGAAGAAUUAGAAAUGAUAAAAGACCAGUUGCGGGCAAAGAACGACUUUAUAACUGAUAGAUUGCAGACAAUGACGACGAACGAAUUGGAGUUACGAAAGGAAGUAGAGGAUCUUAAAGUGGAUCUACAUUCAAAGACUGAACAGCUAAAGUUAAUCAAAGUUGAUUACGAUAGGUUUCAGCAGAGCGUGGAGCCUUUGGAGAGGGAGCUUGUGGACUUGAGAUCAAAGUGUACGCUUUACCAAGAAAAAUUACAGGUUGCGAAAAAUAAUUGCGAACGCGAGAAGCAAUUGACGCAAAAGCUAAAGGAUCAGGUGAUUUUGGACAACAAAAACAUCAUGGAUCUGAACCGACAAGUACGCGAAAUGGAGCGCAUUCUCAAGCGAAAAAAUCCAGACUCUGUAUCAGCAUUGAUUCUCACCGCCAACUCUGAAAAUGAAAAGCUCAAUGUCGAGAAAGUAAAAUUCCUAGAGGACCGAAUCGCCUUCUUGGAAUGUGAAAUAAGGAGUAAAGAGGACGUGGCGCAAGCCAAACUGUUGGACAUACAAAAAAAGUUUACAGACAUGAAGGACAAGUACUCGACGCAGGUCUUGGAACUGGAGCAAAAGAUGAAAACGUCCCCCAGGGAUAAGAAAGCAUACAGCGAGGCUGGCACGCAAACGAUGCAUCAAAACUUGGAAAGUAGAAACUCCGAGCCGAAUUUGUCCGAAAAAUUGAAUGGUAACAGGAUUGGUCUAAAGUCGCAGAAUCUUAAAGAGGACAUUCAUCUAAUUGCCACCAUUCGAGGCUUGAAGAUUGAACUUACCAACAAGGACAAAAUCAUUGCAAAAGUGAACAAAGACCUUCAAGAGAUGCAAAAGACGAACCGGAAGUUGCAGAAGGAGCGAGAAAAAUUGCUAAACGAGCGCAAAACUCUGGAGAAGGCGAACAAAAUCAUGACAUCGUCCGACUCGAAACUUACGAGCUUGAAGAUGGUGGAAGGCGAUUCGAAUUCGAAUUUUUACCACAACGGCCCCUUGGCUAAUGGAAAGAGAUCAUCGUCCAUGCAGAAGUUGUACGAUCAGACGCAAAUUUCUGAUAAUGUCGAUACGAAUAACAAAGUCAAGAAAUUAACGACUGAAAAUGAAGUGCUUAAAGAGGAGGUGAGUAGGCUGAAUAAAGAUUUUAUGGCACUGAAAAACAAAAGGUUGCAAGAUUUGAAUCUACUACAAGAAGAACAUGAAAAAGAGAUCGAUCUUAUCGUCAAAGAGUAUAAUAUUAACCUAGGAGACACCAAAGCUCUUAAAUUACAGGGUCAAGUCAAUUCACAAAUGGCCAUGAUAUCUCAUUUGAAGCAGCAAAUAGAAAAAUUGCAAGAUUACAAGGAACAAAUUAUUAUUUUGAAAGCAGAAAGAGACCACCUGGAAAGCAAGAACAGACAGCUCAAUGACAAAGUACAAUAUCUCUCGACUCCCAGCUCACAACAGCUGCAACUGCUGCAGGAUAAGAUAUCGAUACUCCAGCAGCGACACGAGACUCGUGAGCUCAGUUUACAAAAGCUUGUAAGAGAUUUGCUUCGUAGCCGGAGUCAAGGCUGCAGGGACUGUAAGAAUACCGUAAGCGUCGGGGAUAAAGACGCUCAGAAACUUUGUUACUUCCGCCAGGAGCUCGACAACAUUCUUGGUACUCUACAGGAUCUCACGAGUCCCUGAAAUUGUAACUCUGACGAGGGACACUCGAAGGUACAAAUGUUUUAAAUAAAGUUUUACCAGUCGCGCGCGGACCGCAUUGACAAAGGACUGGGACGUUUUUUUAAUGAAUUUUUCAAACGCAUCGUCUUGACGAUUUUUCACGGCUUCUCGUUGCCACUGUCGCGAAUCAUUCUCUUAUAACAUUCCAAUGUAAGAAAACGUUCGAUUGUACAUAACGAUCGUACGAGCGAACAAGACAAACGCGUGUGUCGAUCAUAUCGAUUUAUAUAAAUGUAUAUUUGUGUAAUGAUUGUUGCAUUGUGAUAAAAUUUACAAAGCCGUCGCAAAUAAGGAUCUCGAUCUGCGUUAAUAGCGCUGAGCAUUUCCAAGACUUUUCUUUCUUUCUUUUAUUUAUUUAUUUUUUUUUUUUACUACUUAUUGUAAAUAGCUUUUAAAUCUAAUAUAUAUUCUUGUACAGGGAGCCGGA
Molecule: messenger RNA, 5178 nt
Organism: Copidosoma floridanum
Lineage: Eukaryota; Metazoa; Arthropoda; Insecta; Hymenoptera; Encyrtidae
Biological process (GO): cilium assembly
Cellular component (GO): centriole; axonemal microtubule
Source: RefSeq, a predicted model, not a curated record